AAUCUUUGUAUAAUAAUAAGCAACGACUAAUGCAGAUUGGUCAAAACUAUUCCUCUUUUCACCGACUGGCGCCCAUUGCUUCCACCGGAGGGUACUGUAUCGAAUAUUAUUUACUGCAAUAUUUUAAUCGUCGUACAUCUUCAUCGAUUGGGGUUUCAAGUUUCUCUAGAAUGUUUCUUCAAAAUGUUUAAUAUUAGUGCUCCCUAGUACACUCUGGAUAUUGGCCAUCAGAUCAGUACUUUGCGCCCAAUAUGAGUAUGUUCCAGUCUUGAAAUUAUAUUUAAGUAAUCGCACAUUCUCAUGGAUUGUUUGUACAUUCCCCUGUCGGCCAGUCUAACGAGCUCUGCAUACGUUCGGCCUUUCACUUUUUGUCUGUAAAAGGUUUCCGCUGCCCUUUUCAAAACUCAGUACCGUUUUUAUAAAGUUAAAAUAUCAGUCCCACGCGCAAUGCAUUUGCACUCCACUUAUUUCGAUCUGUCUCGAAGUUGUAGAGUAGCAAAGUAUUAAUAUUUAGACACACGUCUUUUUCUCAUCGGGACAUGGAUGCAAUUCAUUGAUAUAAUAUGUAGAAAAACCGCGAAAUAAACGACGCUACUUUGCAGCAGAGUCUCGUCCUUUUAUAGGGCCACAGUAGUAUGUGUCAUCAGGAUUUAUUAUUUUCCAACUUUUGUUCUCUGUCCUAUCGCAUCGCGCCUCUGGAUACUAACAAACAAGUCCACCAGCUGAGCAGCAAGAGGUCUGACUUACUUUGAUCUCGGCGCUGCUAAUUACGAAAGUAUGUAUGUCACUGACCUUACGCACUAAAUUUCUUUUGUAUGAGAAUACCCGGAAUAAGUUUUAGAUAAAGAUAUCAAACAAAUAAAUACAUAAUUGUUGAUAGCAGAGAGCACAUGUUCGUAGUGGAUCUCUUUAUCUUGCAUUUCUUCCACUCUUUUCUCUCUCUUUAUUCUCUCUCUUUUCUUUUUCUUCUUUCACCUUUUCUGGUGCUACAUUGAUGAGUACUAUAAAUGGAAACAAAAGUUUAUGCGCAGCAAAACAAAAUUGAUAAAGAUACAGGAAAAGCAACUCACCACAAUGCAAUAGAGAAACAAUUUUUAAAUGCAAUGUGUACACAAAAAAAAAGAAUAAAUAAAAAUGAAACACUUUAAACCGGUAUUCUCCUAAAUAUACAAUGAUAUAGUCACUCUCAAGCAAACGCAGCUGAGUACUGUCGCUAUGAUGAGCUAUGAACUAGUCGCGUAUUGUACUUCCUAGCGUGUGGUUGCAUUUAAUAUCGGAAUACGAAAACAAAAUUAUAUUUUGCAUUAGAUAACGAAAACAAAAGCGAUAAAAAAUAUUCUUUCACUUCAGUAAUAGUUCAAAAAGCCCUAUUAUCUGAUAGAUUAUAUUUAAAAGGAACAUAACGGAAAUCAGUUUGAAGUAAUUAAAAGAGACAAGGGGAACGUGUUUGUUGUGUAUCGUAAACAUGUCGAAUUAUUCUACAGGCACCGCAGUGUUAGUGCAUACAACACAGGGUACUGUCAAAGGUCAAUGCAACACAAGCGUUUACGAUGAUGUCUACUACAGUUUUGAAAGUAUACCUUUCGCUCAGCCACCUCUAGGUGCAUUGCGUUUCAAAGCACCCGUGCGCGCCUCCCCCUGGCCAGGUGUGUUGGAUUGCACACAAAAGGCUAAAAAGCCACUACAAAAACAUCCACGUACAAAUGAAAUUGAAGGCGAUGAAGAUUGCUUAUAUUUAAAUAUAUAUGCGAAAAAGCUGAAAUCCGAAAAACCGCUACCAGUUAUGGUCUUCCUUUAUGGCGGUGGCUUUGAAAAAGGCGAUCCGACGCGUGAUCUACAUGGACCGGACUAUUUUAUGAUGAAGGAUGUAAUACUAGUCACAAUUGCCUAUAGACUUGGACCGUUGGGUUUCCUCAGUUUAACUGAUCCCACAGUUGGCGCACCUGGUAAUGCUGGCCUUAAAGACCAACUACUUGGCUUACAAUGGGUAAAGGAGAAUAUAAGUGAAUUUAACGGUGAUUCACACAACAUAACACUCUUCGGCGAGAGUGCUGGUGCCGCUUCCACACAUUACAUGAUGCUCACACCGCUGGCAAAGGGACUAUUUCACAAGGCUAUACUCAUGUCUGGCACUGUUCUCUGUCCAUGGGCACUAUCACCGUUGAAGAACUUACCACAACGUUUGGCACAAGUAAAUGGCUACACUGGCAAUGGUGACGAUGAAAGUGUACUUGAGUAUCUGCAGAAAUUACCUGCUGAAGAACUGGUGCGACCAUAUAUACUUACAAAAGAGGAGAACAUGGAUGAUUGUCUAUUUGCUUUCGGACCAGUUAUUGAGCCGUACUUAUCGGCAAUGUGUAUUGUGCCAAAACAUCCGGCUGCCAUGUUUGCUGACGCCUGGGGCAACGAUAUACCCAUCAUAAUGAGUGGCACCUCCUUCGAGGGUCUAUUGAUGUUUGCGCGUGUGCACAUGGCACCAUAUCUGCUGCAUGAAUUGAAUGAAAAUCAUCAACAUAUGUUGCCGUUGGAAUUGAAACAGAAACAUGAUAUUGAGAAGCAAAAAGAGCUGGCGGCCAAAGUGAGAGAAGCACAUUUUGCUGAAAAAGAAUUGCGUAUGGAACAUUUAUUAAAUUAUUGUGAGUAUGCUUCUUAUAAAGUAUUCUGGCAUCCUAUACUCCGAACAAUAAAGGCACGCCUACGCUAUGCCCACGCUCCCACCUAUCUAUAUCGUUUCGAUUUUGAUUCGCCACACUUUAAUCACCAACGUAUCGGCUAUUGCGGCAAGGAUGUGCGCGGCGUUUCACAUGUGGAUGAUCAUUCAUAUCUUUUCUACGGUGAUUUUGCUUGGAAGCUAGAGAAAGAUACUCCAGAAUUUCGCACGAUUCAGCGGAAAAUUGACAUUUGGACAUCGUUUGCAGAGAAUUCAGAUCCGAACUGUGAAAAUCUUGGUGGAAACCAGUGGGCACCACUGCAGGUGGAUGGAAAAUUGCAUUGUUUAAAUGUGAGCCACGAUUUGGCAGUUAUCGAACUUCCGGAGGUGCACAAAUUGCAAAUAUGGGACAGCUUAUACGAGGUGGCAGAGGAAUGAUAACCAAUAUAAAGUUUGGAGAAAUUCAUAAUGUGAUUGGCUUCAUAACACAGUAUUUUCUGAAAAAGAAUUUUUUUACAACAUUUGUAAUUAAAAUACAUAUUUUUAAAAUCA
Molecule: messenger RNA, 3202 nt
Organism: Ceratitis capitata (Mediterranean fruit fly)
Lineage: Eukaryota; Metazoa; Arthropoda; Insecta; Diptera; Tephritidae
Product: esterase B1
Exons: 5
Coding region: 1466-3088 (540 amino acids)
Source: RefSeq, a predicted model, not a curated record